AUGUCCGAAAACGUCGGUCUUUCCACUCCUCGUGGUAGUGGAACCUCUGGCUACGUUCAGAGGAACCUGGCGCACAUGCGCCCGCGCGACCGCGCUGCACCAUAUCCCAAAGACACAGAGUCCCUUCCUCACAAACAACGGCAGCCUGACAAAGGCAUUCUGGAACAUGACCGCAAGCGCGAGAUUGAGGUCAAGGUGUUUGAGCUUCGCGACAAUCUAGAAGACAACGAAGUGGACGAAGACGAGAUUGAGAAGCAGUGCGACGAGUUACGAAAAAAACUUCUUGACGAGAUGAAUUCUAGCAAGGGCUCGGGCGGUCCCCGGCGCCAUUUCAAAGAGCAUCAAGUUCACGCUAUGGCAGAUGCCAAGAUUCGGGAAGAUGAACGCUUAAGAAAGGCACUCAAGAUAAGCUCGAAUUACGAAGAAGGAAGUCACUGGAAAAGACAAGAACAAAGGCUAAGGGGGUCCUUACGACAGGAGGAAGACGCUCCGAAAUCGAAGAAUGAUGACUAA
Messenger RNA from Cordyceps militaris CM01, 513 nucleotides. RefSeq names its product pre-mRNA splicing factor CWC21. The coding region runs from base 1 to 513 and encodes 170 amino acids. The record is from RefSeq and is a predicted model, not a curated record. NCBI's taxonomy places the organism in Eukaryota, Fungi, Ascomycota, Sordariomycetes, Hypocreales, Cordycipitaceae. The transcript is spliced from 2 exons.